AUGGCCGACAUAAUUUACGGAUACAUAAUACCAUCUUUAGCUAUAAUUACAAUUUGUGCUAAUUCCUUAGCCAUUCUGGUUUUUGUCACAACAAACCGCAAAUCACCGACUAAUAUUGUUCUGACAGUGCUUGCGUUUUCGAAUAUUUUUUCAAUCGGAUCGAUAAGUCCGAUGUUUUUCUUUGUUUAUGGGAUAAAAAAGGCGGAUUUUAUAUACGGAUGUGCAUUUAGUGUGUACCAUGAUUCAGCAUACUAUGUUACAUCUAAGUUUCAUUGUUUUUCAAUUUGGCUUACAGUCUUGCUUGGAGUAGAGAGGUACAUUGUUGUUGCUUUUCCGAUGAUUGGACCGCGAUUCUGCAACCGGAGAAAUACAACUGUGACUGUAAUUGUCAUGUUCAUUUCGUCUUUUCUAGUUAUGAUUCUUCCUAAUAUGUGGAGUAAACACUAUAUGUCAGCAAGAUUUAAUAUCUCUUCUACUGAUUUACCUCAUCUACAAACACCUGAAGGGAACUCGAGCAUUGGUAACAACAUAAUCGGUGUGGAUGUAUGCGAAUGUACAUACGAACCCUUCGAUUUCGAGUACAAUAAACUUUAUAACUGGCUGAGAAACAUUCUUGGGACAACCGUACCGUGCUUGAUAUUGCUAGUAACAACAAUACUUCUUAUAAACGAACUGAGAAUAAAUAACCGUAAUAUACAAGAACUUCAUUUUGACCAGCAUAUCAAAGAGAGACGGGAGCAAAAACAUAUGUCAAGAGCAUCGAAACUUAUCAUAGUUAUAACUGUGUUUUUCUUGCUUACCGAGCUUCCGAAUGCAUUUUUCUUCACUUGGAUAAUUUUAGAACCUCAUGCGUAUGACUCUGCUCUUGACUCCGAAGCUCGAUUUACAUCCGCCAUUAUAUGUAAUUUAUUUGUUUAUAUUGCAUGUACCGCAAAUUUCUUUAUUCUAUUACUGAUGAGUCAUUAUUUCAGGGAUAAAUUGAAAUAUUUCGUGUGUCUUUAUUGGUUGCGAAAACCAUCAACAUACAAUCGACCUCAGUAUAAUUAUAGUUACUCUUCAAAGUGUUCAAGAACUAUUUGAAAUGAGACAAUAUCUGGCCAGGAAAAAGCUUCUAAAUUAUAGUUUUCCUGUUGUGAAGUUCUUUCUCCCCUGUGAGAAAAGGAGAUUUCAAGUUUAUUUUUUACUGUAUAAAUGCUAUGCAUAACUAUAUUAUAUACAUGUCAGAUCAGAUGGUGAUACAUUUUUCUGAGGUGACACUCUCACAAAUACUUAUAUAUUUUGGAUAAAAAUGAAGGAUAUUGUAUGAAAUGAUCAGGAACGAUAACCCGGUGAAUUUUUAUAUAAAGUAGUAUUACUAUAAAUGUUUGUAACAUAACAUCCAAACUAUCGAACUUGAUCACUUCACUUCUAGCAGUGGUCUUGUUUUAAAUAUACAUUUAUUCAGUCUAGCUAUUUCAAAUGUCCAUUUCACCAUAUUCUACUGUUAAUUUGUCAUAGAUGGUCUUUAUGCUACUUUGGUUGUAUUUGUUCUAGCGCUAGUGUAUUGUCGGUCAACGGAUGACAAUAUUUGUAAGAAGAAAACGCCAUGUAUUUAUUUAUUUAUUUAUUUGUAUAGUUCAUUGACGUUCAAGAAAACAAAUCAACAUGAAUACCUUUUAGCUGUCUGAGUCUUGAGUGUGAGGUAUAAUAGGGGUUAAGUUUGUUAUAUCACUUUUAAAAACUCUUCCCGCAACUGUCAAGUUUAAGAACCGGAUCAAAGGGUCGAUCUUUUAUUAGAUAGUUAUUUCGAUCUUUUAUUAGAUGGUUAAUUCACACUUUAAGUCAUCUGGCUUACUGACAAUGCAAGAAUAAAUACAAUUCUAUUACAAUGAAUUUUU
This is a messenger RNA of Mytilus californianus (California mussel), 1877 nucleotides long. Its product is annotated as sex peptide receptor-like. The transcript has a single exon. Gene Ontology annotation, cellular component: membrane. Gene Ontology annotation, biological process: G protein-coupled receptor signaling pathway. NCBI's taxonomy places the organism in Eukaryota, Metazoa, Mollusca, Bivalvia, Mytilida, Mytilidae. Gene Ontology annotation, molecular function: G protein-coupled peptide receptor activity. The record is from RefSeq and is a predicted model, not a curated record. The coding region runs from base 1 to 1080 and encodes 359 amino acids.